AGACAAAGAGAUGACGAGAAACAGGUGCUGAUCACAUCACAUUGUUCCAGUCAGGAUUGGGAGCAUCAUUGCUGGCUGCCCAUGCCAUCUCACACACACACCAAGCCCGCUUUCAGGCUUUCCUCCUUGGCAUCUGUGGCCUUGUGUGUCUUUUCAUUCACCUCCACCAGCCAGCAUUAGGAAAUAAAGAGGGCCAUUAAGGGCACUAAUCCUAGAAUAAUCAUGGAGCAGUGCAGCCUAAAGUGACCACAGUUUCAGGCACAUUCCCCCAUUCCAGCAAUCCUUUCCUUUCUCCUGCAAUCAAAGCUACAGAAAGGAACAAACCUAGGUACAUAGAUCAUGUCUUGUCCUCCAAUGGAUGCUAGUGCAGCCAAGAACCAAGGCAAAGGCAAGAAGAUGAGCAGAGGAGCUGGGAAGAAGCCAUCUCAGUCCUCUUGGAUGGUCAUGGGGUUCUACCCUUCCUCCUCCGACAAGAACAGAACCCAAUCGGCAGCGGCAGCGGCAGCAGAAGGCAAGAACGGCAGCACUCACAAGAGCAGCGGCGGAGGCGGCGGCAAGAAGAAGAAGAGGAUCAUCGGCAUCAGCCGGAGCAUGACGUGCGCGGGGUCCAUCUGCAGCACCAAGGAGAGCUCGGUGACGAGCCGGGGCGGCGCCACCGCCCGUAGCGCCUCGGGCAGGUCGCUCAAGGCUCCCGACGACACCGCGUCCGCCGCGGCCAUCUCCGCGACGUCGUCAUUCAACUCUGAGACUACCGCGGCGACCACCGUCAGCUCGUCCUCCCCGCUCUCGUCGGCGCUCUCGUCGCCACUGUCGUCGUUCGGCGGCUCCUUCAGGGCGGUGCAGAUCAGGAAGCUCUCCGGCUGUUACGAGUGCCACUCGGUGUUCGACCCCAAGAGCCUUGGCACCGCCGCCUUCCCCUGCGCCGGCUGCGACGAGGUGUUCGUCAAGGCCGAGUCCCUCGAGCUCCACAGAGCAACCAUGCACGCAGUUUCAGAGCUGGGCCCGAAUGACACGAGCAGGAACAUCGUGGAGAUCAUCUUCCAGUCGAGCUGGCUCAGGAAGCAGGGCCCCGUCUGCAAGAUCGAACGGAUACUCAAGGUGCAGAGCAGCGACCAGACCGUGAAGAGGUUCGAGCAGUACAAGGAGAGCAUCAAGGAGAUGGCGAGCAAUGAUGAAGGCAAGAAGAACCCCAGGUGCGUUGCCGACGGCAACGAGCUCCUCAGGUUCCAUUGCACCACCUUCACCUGCGCCCUCGGCGCAGCCGGCGGCACUGCCCUGUGCCGGGCGCCGUCGACGCGGUGCAAGUUGUGCGGUAUCAUCAGAGAUGGUUUCAGGUUUGACGGAGAUGGGAAGAUUGCGACAAUGGCGACGAGCGGGCGUGCCCACGACAUGGCGCAGGUGUCGCCGGACGGAGAGAAGAGGGCGAUGCUGGUGUGCAGGGUUGUCGCAGGGAGGGUGAAGAAGGCCACUGACACAAGCUCUUCAGAGGACUGUGACUGUGACUCUGUCAGCCCAUGCUCAGAGGGGGUCUACUCAGAUUUGGAUGAACUCUUUGUCUUCAAUCCUAGAGCUAUACUGCCUUGCUUUGUAGUCAUAUACAGUGGCUAUUAAGUCAUAACCACUAGUGUAACUUAAUCAGUUAAUUUUGCCGCUACUUUUGUUCUAAUUCACUCUGUUGUUGCUUA
Messenger RNA from Phragmites australis (common reed), 1685 nucleotides. RefSeq lists its product as uncharacterized. The transcript has 3 exons. NCBI's taxonomy places the organism in Eukaryota, Viridiplantae, Streptophyta, Magnoliopsida, Poales, Poaceae. The record is from RefSeq and is a predicted model, not a curated record. Bases 340 to 1611 code for a protein of 423 amino acids.